This is a messenger RNA of Dipodomys ordii (Ord's kangaroo rat), 1038 nucleotides long. It is a transcript of the gene Sbk2, whose product is annotated as SH3 domain binding kinase family, member 2. The record is from RefSeq and is a predicted model, not a curated record. The transcript has 3 exons. Gene Ontology annotation, molecular function: protein serine/threonine kinase activity; ATP binding. Lineage: Eukaryota; Metazoa; Chordata; Mammalia; Rodentia; Heteromyidae. Gene Ontology annotation, biological process: peptidyl-threonine phosphorylation; peptidyl-serine phosphorylation. Bases 1 to 1038 code for a protein of 345 amino acids.
AUGCCAGGCAAAAGGCCGGAGGCUGGGCAUGAGGAGGCGGAGGCUGGGGAGGACGGCGCUGAGGAGGGCCUGGGAGGCCUCACCCUGGAGGAGCUGCAGCAGGGCCAGGAGGCCGCCCUGGCGCUGGAGGACAUGAUGGCCCUGAGCGCACAGACCUUGGUCCACUCGGAGGUGGACCAGCUCUACCAGGAAGUGCGCCCCCUGGGCCAGGGCCGCUUCGGCCGCGUCCUGCUGGUCACACACCGGCAGAAAGGCACAGCCCUGGCACUGAAGCGGCUCCCAAAGAUGUCCACGUCGCUCCGCGGCUUCCUGUAUGAGUUCUGCGUGGGCCUCUCGCUGGGCACACAUCCUGCUAUCGUAACCGCCUAUGGCAUUGGCAUUGAGUCGGCUGACUCCUACAGCUUCUUGACAGAGCCCGUCCUGCAUGGGGACCUCAUCUCCUUCAUCCAGCCAAAGGUGGGCCUCCUGCAGCCGGCCUCGGCUCAAUGCUGCGCCGUCCAGCUGGCCUCUGCCUUGGAGCACAUCCAUGGCCAAGGCCUGGUGUACCGUGACCUCAAGCCCGAGAACGUGCUGGUGUGCGAUGCCGCCUGCCGCCGCGUCAAACUCGCUGACUUCGGCCACACUCGGCCCCGGGGGACGCUGCUGCGCCUCACGGGGGCCCCCAUCCCCUACACGGCCCCUGAGCUCUGUGCCCCCACCCCGCUCCCUGAGGGGCUGCCCAUCCAGCCCUCCCUGGAUGCCUGGGCGCUGGGCGUCCUGGUCUUCUGCCUCCUCACUGGCUACUUCCCCUGGGACCAGCCCCUGGCUGAGGCCGACCCCUUCUAUGAGGACUUCCUGGCGUGGCGGGCCUCAGGCCAGCCCCAAGACCGGCCGCAACCGUGGUUUGGCCUGGCGCCCGCUGCAGAUGCUCUCCUGUGGGGGCUGUUGGACCCCCACCCCCGGAAGAGGAGCCCGGUGGGAUCUGUGGAGGCCUACCUGGGGCAGCCCUGGCGGUGGCCAGAGGGAAAGACUGAGGGGCUGGAGGAGGCCGGGAACUGA